AUGGAUAACUCGUGCUACAUUCCGAUCCCUCCGGAAAACGGAGGAAGCAGCGCGCGUGGUGCCACAGCGCAGCGUAGCGGGCAAGGAGUUCCACACGACACGCAUCACCUUCACCCUGCAGAUCGCGCCCACAUAACGUGGCCAGCUUGUGGUCAGGCGGAUGACGGUGUUGCUGGUGUCCCUGCCUCUUCUUUCCCGUCUCGUGUAUCAUCCAACAGCAUUGUUCGUUCGCACUACUCGUACUUUGCGAGUUCGCCGCGCCGGAUGUCUCUGCAGGAGACAGUUGCCACGCGAGGGAGACGCGGCAAGCGCGCGGGUCGAUAUUCAGCCGUUGUCCGCCUAGAUUCCGCGCACACGCAGGUUCAACCCGAAGCGUCUGCUCGGCGUGCGGGCAGCGAGGCGAAUGCAAACGCCGCCUGGUCACCGGAAAGGGACGUGGCUUGGGAUCGGCAAGCGCCCGAGGCAAGUGCUGCUGCAGACUACUCUGGCGAUGCUCGUGAAGCAGACGCGCGACCAACUGUAGAUGUUUCUCUCUGCGAGCGAGUCGCCUGCAGGGCUCUCUCCCUUGUCGAGCAGGCCCACUUGAUCGUGAUGGGGGUCCUUAUCGCGGUACUGGACAACAUGCCGUACUCGACUCUUCUAUUUCCCGCCAGUCAUGCGCAGUUCGUGUCGCUGGGCGCGUCCGCCAUUUUGACGACUACCGCUGUCAGUCAGAUAGCCAUGGCGCUGUUCUCCGCGUUCCCAUUCGCCGUUGGGGCGUUUACCAUCGAGAAUGUCCCGUUUCUGCGAUCCAUCAGCAUCGCCGUAAUUCGAAAUGCGGCUGCGAAGGGACUCGGCGAUGAAUGGGUCGUCAGUACCAUCUUGGCUUGCUGGAUAGUCGCCUCCUUCUUAACCGCGGCUACGUUCUAUGUCUUAGGGGCCAUGAGGCUUGGUCGCGUUGCCGAUUACAUACCCCACACGGUGCUUCUCGGCUGCAUUGGUGGAAUGGGGCUUUUUAUGGUGACAGCUGCAAUCGGUGUCACCGCAAACUGCGAAUGGGAAUGGACUGCUGACACGUUGGCGACAGUCCUCUCUGCUUCUGCUUUUCCGCGAGUUUGUCUUACUCUAAUAGUUGAAGCUAUUCUGAUUGUUGCCGAGGUUAAGUACUCAAGUCCCACAUUCACGCCAAUAUUCCUCUUGGCGUUUCCCGUGCUUUUGUACGUUUUCCUGUUCGUUUUCGGAAUCCCGGUUGAUGCAGCGAGGCGUGCUGGGUGGAUUUUCGAUGGUCCAACCCUGCCUUCGCCGGCUUCUGAGGGGGAUCAGAUAGCUGGACUGUUGGUUGCCGAUGGUAGUGCGUCUGUCCUCAGCGGUCUUGGGGCCUCCACCUCGCUGCUGGGAGACGCAGGAGGCCACACAGCGAAGACAACUGGACUGGCGGAUUUGGGUGCGGCACGAUUGAUUGUUCGGGAGACGCCUCAAAACAACCCAGAUCUGAGUAUCUACUCUCACUUCUCCAUCAGAGCCGUGGAUUGGCGCUGUGUGGCAUCGCAGAUGCCUUCGGUUGUUGCAAUCAUUGUUUUUUCUGUGCUUCAUGCGCCCAUCAACGUCCCUUCCCUCUCCCUCACAACAGGUGUCCCGUCCAGUCUAGAUUACGAACUAAAAGUUCAUGCUCUUGCGAGUCUAGCCGCGGCUGUCACUGGUGGAUUGCAGUGUUACAUGACAUAUUCUACUUCCACGCUGUUUUGGAAAUGUGGCGUUAGAGAGCAUGCGGCAUCUCUCUUGGUAGGGGUUGGAACAGCUGCCUUGAUGUUUGUUGUACCGCCCACUGUGAUUCUAACCUACUUUCCGCGGCCUGCUGCGGCUGUGUUCAUGUUGCACGUGGGCGUCGUCCUAGUGAACGACGGUCUGAUUGCGAGCUUGAGCAUUGUCUCCUUCGCUGAAUAUAUUGUGAUUAUUUUUACCGCCGCGUUUAUGCAGAUCGCCUUUACCGACGGCCUCCUUGUUGGUCUUCUUCUUGCAGCGGCUCUCAAGUUGUGUCAGAUUAUCGUUGGCGCCAUGAGACACCGAGGAUGGGUUUCAUGA
Molecule: messenger RNA, 2061 nt
Organism: Besnoitia besnoiti
Lineage: Eukaryota; Apicomplexa; Conoidasida; Eucoccidiorida; Sarcocystidae
Product: inorganic anion transporter, sulfate permease (SulP) family protein
Exons: 1
Coding region: 1-2061 (686 amino acids)
Cellular component (GO): membrane
Source: RefSeq, a predicted model, not a curated record